This is a messenger RNA of Theobroma umbraticum, 1259 nucleotides long. Its product is annotated as laccase-2-like. NCBI's taxonomy places the organism in Eukaryota, Viridiplantae, Streptophyta, Magnoliopsida, Malvales, Malvaceae. The record is from RefSeq and is a predicted model, not a curated record. Gene Ontology annotation, molecular function: copper ion binding; oxidoreductase activity.
AGAACGUUGGGUGGAGUACAGUAUUUUGAGAACCUUCUUUUCUAUUAGUCAAAUUUCACCUCCAAAGGAAAUGACUUCAGCAUGCACAAAGAUUGCUUUUAUAAAUAAGAAAAAUGGAUAAAACCAAAAGGGUACAAGGACAAGGGGUGAACUGCAGAACACAGAUUCAGAAAAAAUGGGUUCACAGAAGCAGGGAAUUAUCUUAUGGUUAUCAGGGCUUUUGUUACUGAACAUCUUCCUCUUUUCCAGGGCUGAUGUUCAUUCCUAUGAAUUUUUUCUACAAGAAUCCGAGUUUACAAAGCUCUGUCGCACAAAGAACAUCUUGACCGUAAACGGUAGUUUUCCAGGGCCAGAGAUUCGGGCUCGCAGAGGGGACACAGUUUUCGUCAAUGUCCACAAUCAAGGAAGCCAUGCUGUUUCCAUGGAGUGGGAGGGCGUUAAGGAAUCGAUUGCAGGUUCAGAUGAUUUGAUUCAGCCCAGAACAAACUUCACUUAUGAGAUCAAACUAUCUGAUGAAAUAGGAACUCUAUGGUGGCACGCCAAGAGUGCCUGGGCCAGCGCCACCGUCCACGGCUCCUUUGUCAUUUUGCCUGCAGCCAAUGAAGAUUAUCCUUUUCCUGCCCCUACUUCAGAUCAAACAAUUAUACUCGGAUCAUGGUUUAGACAAGAGUUGACGGAAGCUAAUGAAACCAUUGCCCCUGGCGCAGCAGAUGCUUACACAAUCAACGGCCAUCCUGGAGACACAUACGGAUGCCGCAACGACACAAUAUAUCAUCAACAAGUAGAUUACCAGAGCGUAUACCUUCUUCGUAUAGUAAAUGCUGCGGUGAAUGAAACAAUGAUGCUCAGCAUCUCCUACCACAGCUUCACUAUUAUCGGACAGAAUGGGGCUUACACCAGGAGGUCUUUCGCCAAUUCUCUAAGAAUAGCCCCAGGCCAAACACUUGACGUCUUGUUCUGUGCAAACCAAAACCUUGGCCAUUAUUACAUGACUGCUCGUCCUUCCUCCGGCGGACGUGUUACCACUGGAAUUAUACAAUAUACCACCACUGGUUCAUAAUUGGAUUACAUACUUUUCCAAUGUUAAAUGCAGGUUGUUGCUUAAAUAAGAGAAUCUAUGGGGCAAACUAUAUAUCAAUGCCCUCUGAACAAUUCAUGCUAGCUGUAUAAAUAAUUUGAAACUCCCCAUUAAAAAAUUGUUGGUUGGCUGUAAUUGGUGUUUGUUUUAUUUUAUUUUGAAUGAGAAGUUUUGAAUGGUA